AUGCUAACAAGUCUCGAGUCUCUUGAGGAGUUUGGGAAGUUUGGUGAAAAUCGUGCUAGAUAUGGCCAAUUUGAUCCCAUCCUUGAAAAGAUGAAACAACGGCGAAUGGCUCGACAGAGACCUGGUUCAGGAAAUGGUGCUAGUUCUGAGAUGAUGCAUCUUUUUGAAGAGAGUCAUGACACAUUAUUAGAUGGAAUGGAUGUAAAAUUGAAGAAUGCUGCCACAUACUUUGAAGUUGAUGAGGAAGAAAUAAACAAAGAGGAUUAUGCUUUUCGAUAUGAUGCCAAUUUUCCAAUUGAUUCAAAAUAUGAUGUAAAGCAUGCUAACAAGUCUGAGUCUCCUGAGGAGUUUGGGAAGUUUGGUGAAAAUCGUGCUAGAUAUGGCCAAUUUGAUCCCAUCCUUGAAAAGAUGAACCAACGGCGAAUGGCUCGACAGAGACCUGGUUCAGGAAAUGGUGCUAGUUCUGAGAUGAUGCAUCUUUUUAAAGAGAGUCAUGACACAUUAUUAGAUGGAAUGGAUGUAAAAUUGAAGAAUGCUGCCACAUACUUUGAAGUUGAUGAGGAAGAAAUAAACAAAGAGGAUUAUGCUUUUCGAUAUGAUGCCAAUUUUCCAAUUGAUUCAAAAUAUGAUGUAAAGGCUCUGGAUCUUACAAAACCUGGUGUACGCAAGCCUCAUGCAAGGAAUGAAUUCAUUGUAACCACCAAAGGAAGUUCUUAG
Sphenostylis stenocarpa is the source of this 717-nucleotide messenger RNA. The record is from the annotation of a GenBank genome assembly. Lineage: Eukaryota; Viridiplantae; Streptophyta; Magnoliopsida; Fabales; Fabaceae.